This is a messenger RNA of Clupea harengus (Atlantic herring), 2091 nucleotides long. RefSeq names its product atypical chemokine receptor 3a (gene ackr3a). Lineage: Eukaryota; Metazoa; Chordata; Actinopteri; Clupeiformes; Clupeidae. Gene Ontology annotation, cellular component: membrane. Gene Ontology annotation, molecular function: coreceptor activity; chemokine binding; G protein-coupled receptor activity. Gene Ontology annotation, biological process: vasculogenesis; chemotaxis; G protein-coupled receptor signaling pathway. The record is from RefSeq and is a predicted model, not a curated record.
AGUGUGUGCACAGCUCUUCAGCAGUUUUGAUGUUGGGUGGAGAGGUGCAGUAACAGACGUCUCCGGUAUCCCUUAAGAGAGUCCGAGAAGAUAAGAGGUCACAAUCACCUCAUCUAGGAAACACUGACGCUCAAGCAAACUUUCUCUGGAAACUGCAGAGAGAUGAACCUCGAAAUGGCGGAAAUCUUUCCCAUGUAUGAAGACCUGAACUUCACGGAACUGAAUAACACACACUGGGAGAUAUGCCCGCCAGCGAUUGACCGCGGCACCCUCCUUCAGGCCAUGUGCACCCUCUACGUGUUCAUCUUCAUUGUGGGCCUGGCCGCCAACGCGCUGGUGGUGUGGGUGAACGUGCGUGCCGAACACCACCGCCACGAGACGCACCUGUACAUCCUGAACCUGGCCGUGGCCGACCUGUGCGUCGUGGCCACGCUGCCGGUGUGGGUGAGCUCGCUUGCCCAGGCAGGCCAUUGGCCAUUCGGACAGGCCGCCUGCAAGCUCACGCACCUGAUCUUCAGCGUCAACCUCUUCGCCAGCAUCUUCUUCCUCGCUUGCAUGAGCAUGGACCGCUACCUGUCGGUGACGCGCUUCGGCGACGCGCCCUGCCGGCGAAAGAGGCUGGUGCGUCGCCUGGUCUGUGCGGGCGCCUGGCUUCUGGCUCUGGUCGCCUCCAUGCCCGACACCUACUUCCUGCGGGCCGUGAAGAUUCCACACGCCGACGCCACCCACUGCUGUCCCAUGUAUCCGGAGGAGAGCCAGCAAGAGUGGAUGGCCUCCAUCCAGCUCAGUUUCGUGGUGCUGGGCUUCGCCGUACCUUUCCCCGUCAUCGCUGUCUCUUAUGCGCUGCUGGCCAGUGCUCUGAGCUCCUCUGCCGCCUCCCCCACCUCGUCCUCUGCCGGUGACCACGAGCGCAGUCUGAGCCGAAAGGUCAUCUUCACCUACAUCGUGGUGUUCCUGCUCUGUUGGGCCCCCUACCACGUGGUCCUGCUGAUGGACGCCCUGGUGCUGCUGGGCACCCUGCCGCUUACCUGCGCCAUGGAGAACGCGCUCUACGUGGGCAUGAACCUCACCCAGUGCCUGUCCCUGUUGCACUGCUGCGUCAACCCGGUGGUCUACAGCUUCAUCCACCGCCACUACCGCUACGACCUCAUGAAGGCAUUCAUCUUCAAGUACUCCACCAGGACGGGCAUCGCUCGCCUCAUGGACAACUCCAACGGCGUCGAGACAGAGUACUCAGCCGUGGAGAACCCCUCACAGCUGUGAGCCUACAGACUGUCCUCUUACUUGUGCCUUACUGCAUUCUUAACAAGGUGCUGCAAUGUCGCUACAAGUCAGGGUGCCUAUUUUCAGUGGAGGCGUCUUCAGCAGUAUUGAGGCUUUAGAGUUAAGACAGUGAGGCGGCAUCUCUUCACUUUAAGAAGCGUGUUCAUGCAUUCAUGCGGGAGUCAUAAACUGCUGUUACUGGUUGCCCUUGAAGAAAGGCAAAGAAAAAUCAUCACAAAUGCACUUAUUUUAAAAGCUUUUUGUAAAGAGGUUUGAUUUUUUUAUGACUUUUAAACUUCUGUUAAAAAAGAAAACGGAAAAGUUAUUUCUACGUCAAAUUAGGUGAUCAUCCUUGAUUCUUACCAGAGAAUGUUUUGUUCUCACUUGUAUUUUUGCCCAUGGGCCUUUUAGCAAAGCCACAAACUAUUUGUAAAAGCUGCCUAUUGGACUAAUCAGGAAAAAGAAAGGAAAAUGAUUUUAUCAACAUAAACUUGUUUUUUGUAUAUUGAGCAUGCAUAUGAAUGUGAUUGAGUGCUUGUUUGUUCAUGUGUGUACCAUUCAUUCACAUUUGAAAUUGUGGUUUCAAUGGAGGCUACAAUUACAUGAAAUAUACCUCUGUGAAUAUCCUGGCAUUUAUCUGUUACUUUUAGAUGUAUAUAUUUUACAUUUUCUAUGUAAUUUAAGUAUUGUAAUAUUUAUGUAUGCUUUCUAAGUGCCACGUCUUAUUGACCUUAACAUUCUCUUGAACAUAUUUUGACUUACAGCAUCAGACAAGAGAAUUGUGUCAUCUGCCACUUUGAAUUAAAAUGAAAAUACCAUAAAAAGCAA